Diorhabda sublineata is the source of this 5487-nucleotide messenger RNA. Its product is annotated as heterogeneous nuclear ribonucleoprotein U. Bases 132 to 3443 code for a protein of 1103 amino acids. Gene Ontology annotation, molecular function: protein binding. The transcript has 14 exons. The record is from RefSeq and is a predicted model, not a curated record. NCBI's taxonomy places the organism in Eukaryota, Metazoa, Arthropoda, Insecta, Coleoptera, Chrysomelidae.
AUGUUGUUAAACUUCAAACUCAUGAACGCAUAACGCGACGCCAUUUAUACAUUUGCUUGUGAAUGUCGUAAGCGCUAAAGUAAAAUUUGUGUUGUGGUGUUUAAGUGCAAAAACUUGUUAAUAUUGUAAAAAUGAGUUCUGAACUAGAUCCUGCAAAACUGAAAGUUGUAGAUUUGCGAAAUGAACUUGCUGCCAGAGGACUAGAUCAAAAAGGAGUUAAAGCGGUUUUAGUUAAACGUCUGAAGGAUUACUUGGAUAAAGAAGCUGAGUCUAAAGGUGGUAAAUCAGAAAAUUUGGUAACAAAAGCACAAGAAACUCCUAGAAAAUCGGCAAGAAAAUCAGCUGACGAGAAGGAAGAGGUGAAAUCAACGAAAACUAGUGCUGCAUCACCAAUUGCAGAAAAAGGAAAACCUCAAGAGAAAGCACCACAGGAAACACCUGCUCCUGCCAAACCAGAUGAACCUUCUAAAGUCUUGCCAUCAUCACCCCAAAAUACAGCAGAAGUUAAUUCCAAUCGUCAAUCAGUUUCAAUUAAAGUGCCUGAAACAGAUAAAAAAAUAGUUGCUCCAGUAGGUCCUCCAAAAACUGUUCCUAAACCUAAAGAUGAAACCCUAGAUAAACCAAAAUCUUCUGAAAAACCAAUAAGUGAAGUAAAACACCUGGCAAGCUCUCCAGUUAAGGUGAAACCAGCAGGGGAUACUAAGAUUGAGGCAAAAUCUCCAGAAAAACCUAAAAUUGAAUCAAAAUUAACCGUAACAGCGACGAGUGAAACAAAAUCACAAGAAAAACCUAAAAGUGAAGUAAAAUCGCCAGAAAAACCUAAAACUGAAGCAAAAUCGCCAGAAAAACCUAAAACUGAAGCAAAAUCACCAGAAAAAGAAAAACCAUCAGAAAAACCGAAAUGCGAACCAAAGUCUCCAGAGGAACCGAAAAGUGAAAUAAAAUCACCAGAUAAAAGUAAGAGUGAAGUGAAAGAAUUAGAAAAACCUAUAAACGAAGAUAAAAAACAAGAAAAAUGUAAAAAUGAUGAAACAUUAGAAGAACCACAAGUUGAGGGAAGAUCCAACGGAGAUGCGUCUGUUAAAAAUGCUAAAUUGGAUGACAUAAGUGAAGAUAAGGAUAAGCCAACAUCAAUGGAAGUACAAGAAGAAUCAGUUAAAACGAAAAAAACUGAAUCGAAAAGUGACCAUAGAGGAGAAAAACGAAAACGUAGUGGUGAUUCUCCAGAUAGGUCACCAAAAAGGCAAAAGACUCCCCCGGAAGAUGAACCAGAUAUCGAUGUUAACAAAGUUCAACUGAGUUGGUAUGAUUCAGAUUUACAUCUUGUAAUAAAUAAAUCGACAUUUUUAUCUGCUAAACCUUUAAAUGAUGGUGCCUUUGGUUAUGCCUGGGCAGGAGCUAGAGCAACACAUGGUGUUUCAGCUGGAAAGGUUUAUUAUGAAGUUAAAGUUACUGAUAAACUCAAAUGGGACGAUUUUUCAGUUCCCACAGAACGUUUUAGAUUAGAUAGAAAUAAAAGGGACGAUCGGAGGCAUUCAAGAAGAUCUGAUUAUAAAAGUGGAAGGAAAAGCGAGGACAAAUCUAAAGAGAAAUCAGAUAAAAAAGAAAAGAAACAGGAUAAGAAAGAAGAAUCGAUGGAAGUAGUUGAAAGAGACACAAAUGAAGAAAAGCUUGCAGAGGGUAUUGCAGAAAGUAGCGACAAGAAAUCUGACGAAAAAAUGGAAACUGAGGAAAAAUCUGACGAAAAAAUUGAUUCUGAGACAAAAUCUGAUGAAAAAAUGGAAACCAAUGAUGAAAAUUCGGAAGAAAAGGACAAUGAAGUUAAAAAAGAUGCAGAAAAGCAAAAGGACAAUGAAGAGAAUAAAGAUGUUGAAAUGGAAAAGAACAACGAAGAGAAAGAUGUAGACUGUGAUAAGAAUUGUAAAGAGAAAAAUAAUGAUGAAAAAGAAAAAGAUGCUAAAGAGGUAAAGAAAAAGAUUGACGAAAAUGAAGAUAAGGAAAAACCUGAAGAGGCUCCUCUACCAACUCACUUCAUUCGAAUUGGGUGGUCGAUAAUAAGAUCUUCCCUACAACUUGGUGAAGAUAAAAACUCCUAUGCUUACGAAUCUUCUGGAAAGUUUGUGAAGAAUAAAGAAUUUGUUGCUUAUGGCGUGUCUUUCGAUGCUGGAUCCAUAAUUGGGGCUUAUCUAGAUAUUUCCGAAAAUACUGUCACAUUCCAGUUUGCAGUGAACGGAGAACUUCAGCCUGCUAUCGAAAUACCAAAAUCCGAAUUAUCUGAUGAUUUCGCUUUGUAUCCUCAUGUACUUUCCAGGAAUUACGAAUUUGAGGUUAAUUUCGGCGAAAAGGAGGAACCUUUGGUUGGAAUAUCAUCAGAACUUGAAGGUUACAACUUUAUUAGCAAAGUUGACAAUAAAGUCCCUGGUCUCAAGAGACCAGAAAGUAGAAGCGAUUGUGAGGUGCUUCUAAUGUGCGGACUACCUGCUUCUGGAAAAACCCAUUGGGUUAAUGAACAUGUUGUUACAAAUCCAGACAAAAAUUAUACUAUACUAGGUAACAAUAGUAUACUAGAUAAAAUGACAGUUUCUGGAGAACCAUUAAAGUCCAAAUACAAAGGAAAAUGGGGUGUCCUCGUUGAUAGAAUUCAAAAAUGUUUGAAUAAAUUGGUGUCCACUGCUGCUUUACGUAGAAGAAACUAUAUCAUCGAUCAGACUAACGUGUUCGCAUCAGCACAAAGCCGUAAAAUGCGGCCAUUUGAGGGCUUCAAGAGAAAGGCCGUGAUAGUUGUAGUUGGAGAUGAAGAACAAGCUAGACGUCAAGCUUUGAAAGAGGUCCCUGAUAGUACUAUUCUUGGAAUGAAAGCUGCUAUGGUGUUACCAGUAGUUGGGGACUGGUUAGAAGAAGUUUCUUACGUUGGUGUUGAUGAAAAAGAAGCAAAAGAGAUAAUCAAGAAGUACAAUGAAGCUGGAAGAGCGGCUGGAUUUCCAGCAGACAAACGUAGAGAUAACCGUAGAAAUGAUCAGGGAAGACACUUUCAAAGAAGGAGUGGAUACCAACAGUCAUAUCAAUCAAGUAGAAGAUGGGACAGACCACAAAGGAGAGAUGAAGGUGGUAGCAGUUGGAAAUAUGAUUCAAGAUCCCGUGACUGGAGAGGAAGCAGCUACAAUCAGAGGUCGAGAGAUUAUUACAGUCAAGGUAGUUAUGACAGAAGGAGGAGUCAAUAUGGUAGUAGAUCUUCUGGUGGCGAUUGGGGUAAUAGUGGCGGUAGUAAUUGGGGAAACCGAAGUCAAAGUACUGGUUGGAAUCAACCAACUUUUAGGAAUUACACUCAACCUUGGAGCAGUGGUGCAAACCAAAAUUGGUCCAAGUAUAAUUCAGGGGGUUGGCAAGGUUAUGGUAAUAAUUGGAAUAGUUACGGACAACAGGGAAACUGGAAUCAGAAGUAAUCCAGUCCAAACAUCUCCGGGGGGUAUUUAAAUUCAGAUAAAAAUUUUAGUUCGAAAACAUCAAUAUUGAUUCUGAUAAUUUACUUAAGUAAAAUAUUUUUUAAAGAGGGAGCCAUUUUUAAAAUAGGCACAGCAAUAUCAUCAGUCACAGCAAUCACAACAAACAACUUAUUCGACAAAUGUUUUUGCUGCUCAAAAUCAGCAAUCCUCUCAACCAUAUAAUGCUCAGGAGGCAUGGGCACAGUAUGCAAGACAGUAUGCCCAACACCAACAAAUGGCACAAGCUGCCGCCACAUCAUCCCAGAAACGAUAAAUUCUAUAAGAGUAGUAUUUUUUGUAGAAACAAUGUUCUAAAAUGAAUGCUUCUGGUAGUUUUACCAGUCCUUAUUUAUAUUAUAAUGACAACUGCUAUAGUCUUAACGUUAUAAACUCUUGAUUUCAGGAACUACUGUAGUACAAAUAUAUCAAUUUCAAAGAAUAAUCUAUUAACCCUAGAUUGACAUAUGAAAUUAAAAAAAAAUACCAAGGAAGACAUUUUCACCACCACAAAAAUGGUUAAGUAUCGUAAAAAAUUUGAUGUUAUGGGGCAUCUUCUAAAACCAAGAAACUGUUUUAUUAUGUCUAAGCCGAACAUCAGCAAAACUUAGUAUUUACACUAUUUACUACUACUGCAUCUACAUUCACAAUUAUACAAUCACUGACGCGUGUUUUUAUAACCAAGUUAUUAUCUUCAGAAACUGAGUUUAUUCAAUCUCUGAAGUGGAUUCUUUGAUUGUCGAAACUCGCGUAAGUAAUUUUAUUGUGUAUUGGUGGUAGUAAAGUCUUGAAAACUUGGUUUUUAACUUGUUGUUACCAUUUUCCUCAAGUCUUAACUGUUAGACUAUGUCACUGUCUAAAAGCUCUUCUUCUUCUUCACUCAUUGAAACAAUAUUUCCGGACAAUUUCAUUCUACUUCAGUUGAUACAUUGGAACUCACAUUUUGUAAAUUUAAAAAAUGCUGUAGUGAAAUUGUAUCCUAACAGAGCCGAAUGUUAUUUCAGCUUUGAGUACUAUUUUUAUGAAUGCAUUGUUUACUACCAUUAUACUCACAUUUACAUAACCUGAUGUGUGUUCUGAAGAAAAUAAAGUUUUUAUUUUCAGAACUCAAAGGAAAACAGUUGACAUAAGACAAUAACAUUGUUAUUGAAAUAAGCAUCAGGUAUAAAUCUGAUAUUAGUGUUAAUAAUUAGUUUUUUGAGUAUAGAUAUCAAUAACGGUUCUUUAAAUUCCAAGUUAGCUCUUACUUCUCUGUUUAAUGUUUGUUGAGGAGAUAAAGCAUAGCUGUGUCAUGCAUGACACCAAUGUACAAUUCUAGUGUUAAUAAAUUAUUCCCACACAAAGCAAGCACUUUUAAAUUUCGAUAUUAUGGACAAAAAUAGAAAAUUUGAAACUAUUAGAAGCAAUUAUAGGAUAUAGUGUUGACUUUUUAAAAAUUUUAUUUCCUUAUUGCUUUUUAUAGAAAAGUUUAAAUUGAUGUGUGUACCUUAUUAGUUAUGAAAAAAAUGUACAUACCUAGAAUGUAUAUUUUGAAAAAGUAUAUCGUGCAACUAGUACGGAUUAUCUAUUUUCCACGCGAGUUGUACAUUAUACUUUUCCGAUGACCUACACUUUAUACUUAAUAUGUCGCCAUUUGAACGUAGCGCAUUUUGUAGUAAUUCCAAUUAUGAGGUUUUAUUUCGCACUUAUUCAUAGGGUGAAAUAUUAAGUAGCUCAUUUAGGUCGUUGGAAAAUAUAAUUUUUCUUUUGGUUUCCUAGUAUUCAAUUUAUCAGAGAAAAAAAUUGAGUUAUUUCAAAUUUUUUGUACAAAUGAUCAUGACGUAUCAGGUCAUAUUUUAAAAAAGGAUUGUAUAUAUUUUAUUAAUUAAUAUAGCAAAUAGAUUUUGUUUAAUGUGUAUACUUGAGGAUACUUAGUAACUUUAUUCAAUUUAUUUGUCUUUUUCUACAUAUUGAAAAAUAUGUAAUGUUUUAACAAACUUUAACUUCGUAAAUAAAUAUUUCUAGUAUA